Anneissia japonica is the source of this 1467-nucleotide messenger RNA. RefSeq names its product ribonuclease P protein subunit p21-like. Gene Ontology annotation, biological process: tRNA 5'-leader removal. The record is from RefSeq and is a predicted model, not a curated record. Lineage: Eukaryota; Metazoa; Echinodermata; Crinoidea; Comatulida; Comatulidae. Bases 16 to 549 code for a protein of 177 amino acids. Gene Ontology annotation, cellular component: nucleolar ribonuclease P complex. The transcript is spliced from 5 exons.
AAAAGUCCUCUCGGAAUGGAAUCGGAUCCGCUCGGUUUCGCUUCCGAUACGACAUGCUUGAUUGAGCACGCAGAGCACAUCAUCGACGAUUUUCUAUACAAAGUUAUGGCACCUGCAGGUAAACAAUCUAAAGAACGAAAAUGGUACCAAGGUAAACGAAAACAGCCAUAUAAAGAUGCGUUCCAAAGAAUGAACUUUCUUUAUCAGGCUGCUCAUUUGACGCUUAAACAAGAUCCUGACAAUCUUGAAUUAGUUCGGUUUUAUAUAUACACUAUGAAGAUGAUAGCACAGCGACUGGUAUUAAGAAUUGAGCCAGAAAUUAAAAGGACAAUUUGCAAAAAGUGUAGUCUACUCCUUGUUCCAGGUGUUACAGCCAUUUCAAGACAAAGAGGCAAGAGGGAGCAACACCAAGUGGUAACGUGCAUAAGCUGUGGCCAUCUGAAACGUUUCAACUCCAGCAGCAAUUAUAAGCUCUGGACAGAUAUUCCAGAGGCCAGGAUUUCAAUGUUUGGCCCUACAGACGACAAAAUAGAUCCUGCUGGAACGUGAGUUGGACACUUACAUGGAUUUAACGGAUCUUGGUCAGAGCCUGCUUAUAAUAUGAAUCAAUGACACUAUAAAUGUCUUAGUAACCUUAGCACUCACGACCCAUUUUUGAAUAAAAUCCAUACUGUGCAAUAUAAACUCAGCAGCAAUGGUAAUCAAUGAGUAAAAAGCACACAAACAUGAAAGUACAAUCAUUUAUGUAGGUACUGAACACUGAAUAUAUAUGAAGAUUGAUAUUGUAAGUAGGAGAGGUUUUGACACAGUGGUUUCAGGUCUACUUGAGGUCAAAGUUUGAAUGCCCCGACAUUUCAAAGAGUAAGAUCGGGUGACACAUAAUGAGUGCCGAAGGUACGAACGGCGGCUGGGGCCAGGGGACCCCCAAGUGCUCCCGGUCGAAUGCCCCUGGACGCUUUGGCUUAAAAUGGCAUAUCGAUCGAUAUUAGUGAGUUUAUAAUGAUCUCAGAUACAGUAGUUAUUGAAACUUGGAGGUAGAAUAUUAUGAUGAUGGAUGUUAAUAAUUAUAGUAAAAUUCAUUACAAAUUGAAAAAGAAACAACAUUUACUCGUAUUUUAAGAUAAGCUUAAGUUUUGCCAGUGUUUGCGUAAGAUCGUAAAAUUUGAUUGGAAUGCGUAAGACUUGCGGCGAAUGCGUACGGGUUGACAGAUCUGUAUUGUUAACAUAUUGUUAUUGUUUGUUUAUAAGACUCACUCUCAUUGGAGCAAUAUAAUUAUCACUUAAAGUGCCAUUACAGUAGAACCUCUCCUUUGGGACACCCCUAUUAAGGGAACGGAGACACUUUCUGAGUGUGCAAAAUGGUCAAAGCAAUACAAUUUAACCCCUAUUAAGGCUACACUUUUUUUUUUUUAUUGUAUCAACAGUUGUCUCCAAUAAGAAAAAAAAUCAUUCACAUUUUUAUUUUUG